AUGGGCCUAGUCGAAGACGAUUCGAUUCUCCAUCCUGAAAUCGAUGAAGACCAUUUGCUUUACAUUACGCGUCUCAACGAAGGUCACGAGGUUUAUACACGGUUUUUCGACGCCCUGCUCAUCAAGCGGAAUCUGCAUCGUUCGUUCUUUCGUGAUCUGAAAGCUUUUAGAGAACAGCCACAACCUAUCUCCCUUCUCGAUCGAGCUGACCAGGACAAGAAAAAUUACAAAGAAGUCACCAAGGUGUACCUGGAUAGUCGUUUCGCACAUCCGUGGUGCAGGAGGACACCAUUAAAGAAAGCGUUCUGGCGAGCGGAAUGGGGUAACAUUGAGGGAAAGCAAAGAGAUCUCGAGAUCGUCAGAGAGGAAGAGAGACUACACAGGCUGCUUGUGCCAAUAUGGAUCGUCAUGCGUUCAAAAAUGUUCCCUGCUGAAGACGUGUUGAAAGAAUGGUGCACCGAAGAAAGAGUUCGAAUCAAACGGAACGCAGAGAACAAGCUCACCAUGGCUGCCCUGCAGCAACACGAUGAGCAGAUAAAAAGAGAUGUGCAGGUCAAAACCUCUGAUGUUGGCAACAAAGCUGGUUCGGAUUGUGGUUUAGAUGAAGAACAACGACGAGCAGCACAUGCAGCAACAAGCGUUUUAAGACUAGCUGCUGCUGGCUUGAUCAUGAGCCAGACGCCUAAGCGAAAGUUGCGGUGGCUGACCAAGAAGCCGAAUUGA
Molecule: messenger RNA, 723 nt
Organism: Lithohypha guttulata
Lineage: Eukaryota; Fungi; Ascomycota; Eurotiomycetes; Chaetothyriales; Trichomeriaceae
Exons: 1
Coding region: 1-723 (240 amino acids)
Source: RefSeq, a predicted model, not a curated record